UUUCCUCUGCAUCGGAAUGGCAAAGGGAGAACGUGCUCCAAGUUGUGCGACUGUCAGUGUCGAAUAGUUCGUGUUAAUGUCUGCUGUUAUUAUUGCAUAGGAACAAAUGCAGGAGUUGCUUACCUGGGCGUGUAUAUGUGGUUAGAGGGAAAUCAACGCUCCCGCUCAAACCGGUAAUUUGAUACAUGUUUUAAAAACAUUUGAGCUUUGAUGUUUGAGUUUGCAUGUUCCAGUGUUUCUCCUGGAAAUAGUCAUUCGUCUCUUGGUGUACAAUGUAGCGUCAUUUGUGUAUUAGCCUACCUGCAUGAAUGUAACAUGAUAUUUAGUUCGAUAUGACUAAUGUGACUGAAAGUAAAAGCGUAGAAUGGCUUCAACUCGAGUUGGAAUCCGGGGGAAGUUCGCUACUUUUGUUGGACUGCCGAUCGCACGAGCUUUACGAAUCAUCCCACAUAGAAACGGCGAUCAAUUUGGCAAUUCCAGCAUUGAUGCUGCGAAGGUUUAAGAAGGGCAACAUACCCAUCCGAACUAUCAUACCGAACCACGAAGACAAGGAGAAAUUCGUUAGACGUUGCAAUACAGAUACAGUGAUUCUGUACGAUGAGUGCACUGUGGACUGGCAGGAUGGGGCCACUGGCUCGGUUCUGGGACUACUUCUUCAGAAACUAUGGGACGACGGAUGUAAAGCAUAUUACCUGGAAGGGGGAUUUGGGAAGUUUCAGACCGAGUACCCAGAGCACUGUGAAACCCUCCUGGACAGCUCCUGUCCCAGCUCCUCUCCCCCUCUCUCUGUCCUAGGCUUCGGAAGUCUCCGGAUCAGUUCCGACCUCUCAGAUGGUGAAUCGGACCGUGAGCCGAGCAGCGCCACAGAGUCUGAGGAGAGCCCCCUUCCCAACAUCCAACCUGCCUUCCCAGUCCAGAUCCUCCCCUUCCUUUACCUGGGCUGUGCCAAAGACUCCACCAACCUGGACGUGCUGGGCCAGUACAACAUCAAGUACAUCCUGAACGUCACGCCCAAUCUCCCCAACAUGUUUGAACAUGACGGCCUCUUCACGUACAAGCAGAUCCCCAUCUCAGACCACUGGAGUCAGAACUUGUCCCAGUUCUUUCCAGAGGCCAUAUCCUUCAUCGAUGAGGCUCGGUCCAAGCAGUGUGGCGUCCUGGUACACUGUCUGGCCGGUAUCAGCCGCUCUGUGACCGUGACCGUGGCCUACUUGAUGCAGAGGCUCAACCUAUCCCUCAAUGAUGCCUAUGACUUUGUCAAGAGGAAGAAGUCCAACAUCUCCCCCAACUUCAACUUCAUGGGCCAACUGCUGGACUUCGAGAGGACACUGGGGCUGCACAGCCUGUGUGACAACCGCUCCUCCUCCAGUGAGCAGCUCUACUUCACCACGCCGACCAAUCACAACGUGUUCCAGUUGGACACUCUGGAGUCGACUUGAGGAGACGGAGAUGGCAGGGUUUAGCGGCCAUGUUGCUUCAUCAGUGUCUACAUGGUCUUUUGUAGCCUGUCAGGAAAAGGAAAAGAGUCCUGGAACUGCAGCUGGUAGAGAGAGACUGAGGAGGCUCACCUGUUAUGCAAGUGAUUUAAGUAUAGAUUUUUAUAGCCCACGGUGCUCCCCAGUAUGCUUUAAAAAAGUACAUACUUUGUUUGGUCCACGCUCUGAUGCCUUAUCGUCUAUAAUAGUGAAUAAUGGUAUGGUUAUUGCAGGAAAUGUCAUUAUUAUGAGCUAACUCUGAGAUGGUUUAACUGUUAUUUCAUAUUCUCCAGCAGUAAUGUGGAUGUGUCAGUUGUUUUCCUAACACAUGUGGCUAAUGCCUUGGUCUGAAGGAAGAGGUUGGCCAUGGAGAAUGUGAAUCAAUGUUUUCUGGGACCAAACAGAGAUUCUUUUGAAUGAGGAGAUGGGGCUGCUUUAAGUUGGCCUUUAAUGACUGUAACGUUCCUGUUGAUGACUGUAACGUUCCUUUUGAUGACUGUAAUGUUCCUGUUGAUGACUAACAUUCCUGUUGAUGACUGUA
Molecule: messenger RNA, 2016 nt
Organism: Oncorhynchus gorbuscha (pink salmon)
Lineage: Eukaryota; Metazoa; Chordata; Actinopteri; Salmoniformes; Salmonidae
Product: dual specificity protein phosphatase 7-like
Exons: 3
Coding region: 333-1439 (368 amino acids)
Biological process (GO): protein dephosphorylation; negative regulation of MAPK cascade
Cellular component (GO): cytosol; cytoplasm
Molecular function (GO): protein tyrosine/threonine phosphatase activity; MAP kinase tyrosine/serine/threonine phosphatase activity
Source: RefSeq, a predicted model, not a curated record